AUGAACGGCAACGCCAACGGCAACGGCGUCAUCGCCGACGAAGAACAGCCCCUUCUCGGCCGCAAGCCAACGCCGCCUUCUCUCUUGUCAAAAUGCCGCAAGCAAAUGACGGCCGAGGUGUCCCGUUCCUGGGCCGACCUGGUCCUGUUGCUGUGCUACGUCGUGACGGGCUUGCUGGAUAGUGCGUCGACGCAGGUCUGGGGUGCCUUUGUUUCCAUGCAGACCGGUACGUGUAUGCCCUCUUAUAAUCCGCAUCCACGAGCCGACAUGGCUUCAUUUAUACAUACACAGAGCAGCCAAAGGAGAAGACUGACAACCGUAGGCAACACCGUCUUUGUCGGGUUGGGCAUCGCGACCAUCUUCAACCCCCCGGUAUCCGCACGCCUGUACAAGUCGGGCGUUUCCCUGCUCUCCUUCUGUGUCGGGUCCUUCUUCUUCGCGCGCUUCCACCGCUACUUCUCCCCCAAGAGGCGGUGGGUGCUCUGCGCGUCGUUUGCCGCGCAGGCGCUGCUCAUCGUCGCGGCUGCCGUCGUCGUGACCGUCUGGCCGGCGCCCGGGGACGAGCGCGCCGUCGGCUGGACCAUCCUGGUGCCGCUCGCGCUGGUCGCCUUUCAGUCUUGCGGGCAGGCCGUGACGAGCCGCGCGCUCAAGUACAAUGCCCUGACGAGCGUGGUGCUGACGAGCAUCUACUGCGACUUGUUCUCCGACCAGGACCUGUUCAAGGUCCGCAACGUGGAGAGGAAUCGGAGGGCCGCUGCCCCAGCUCUGCUGCUGGUUGGCGCCGUGGCCGGGGGGUUGUUUUCGCAUAGUUCGUUUGGCAUUCAGGGUGCGCUGUGGGCGGCCGCGGGUAUCAAGUCUAUCAUGGUGGUCUUGUGGUUCUUCUGGCCGACUGAGGAUGAGGAGAGUUGA
Molecule: messenger RNA, 909 nt
Organism: Metarhizium robertsii ARSEF 23
Lineage: Eukaryota; Fungi; Ascomycota; Sordariomycetes; Hypocreales; Clavicipitaceae
Product: DUF1275 domain protein
Exons: 1
Coding region: 1-909 (302 amino acids)
Source: RefSeq, a predicted model, not a curated record